Messenger RNA from Xyrichtys novacula (pearly razorfish), 7671 nucleotides. The record is from the annotation of a GenBank genome assembly. NCBI's taxonomy places the organism in Eukaryota, Metazoa, Chordata, Actinopteri, Labriformes, Labridae.
AUGAUGAAUACAGAGGCCCAGUGGUCUGCAGCGUUAGCCAGCAACAACAUCAGAGCCAUCAUCCGCUGGCUAAGGAGGAUCAUGGCUGAAGGUGUGACUGAAGCGUUCACCUGUGGUCAAAAGUAUGACUCCUUCUGUGAAUCUGUCUUUGGUUCACUGACAUUUCUCUCUUUUUGAUCAUGCUCAGGUGAAGAUGACAUGGAGGAAAUCCUGCAGACUGUCAGCUGCUGGGUUCAGAGGACGUCUGAGUUUGCCAAAAAGGAGUUAUUGACCCUGUGUAAGAGCCUUACAGUGCAGCUUUUUUCCAGGCUGUUUAACCAAGUGCCCCCCUUCUCCUGAAACUGAUUCUCCAUAAUAACAUAUUCAAACUUUCAUAAUGUAAAUAUGCUCUAAUGUUUGCUUUAUAAAUGUUUGGAUCUUAAAGUGUGCUCAAAAGAUCUUUUCUGUGUUCUCUCAGGUUUUAGUCGCUGUCACGGGCUGUGGAUGUUUCUGGACCGCAGCUCCUUCACCAGAAUUCUCAUGCUGCUGCAGAGACUGAGGAACCUUCUCACACUGACACAGUGGGCGAAACAGCAGCUCAGCUCAGCACACCUCUGGCAUGGUACACACGCUUGUUCUCCUAACCUCUCUGACAUUCAACUAUGGUUCAUUCGAAUUUAAAAUACUAUGUUUGUCUUUUAGGUGUGGGGGUCCCAUGCAUCUCCUGCAGGGACACAUUUAGCUCCUCAGAUGUUAAACAUGGCUGCUGGAACCGAGAGUACAGGGCUUUAAAGCAACACAUCUGGCUGGGACGGCUGGUUCAGUGGUGGGGCAUCAUGGGGCUCCUCCCCAAGUACCCUGGUACAAUUUGAGCACACAAACAUUAUGUUAUAUUGCGGCGAUAAACUGUUAUGAUACCACUAAAAGUUCUUCUGUUCUCUGCUGCUGCUGACAGAGGCUCAUGAGGUGAAACGAAUCGCUCAGAUGUGGAAGGAGAUGGAUCAGAGCCAUCGAAAAGCUAGCCUUGAAACACCUAAGUAUUUUGAUUUUAUACAGGAAUUUCAGUUAUGUGAGCUUUUUUCUAUCACAAAGUUGUGUCCUCAUUUUUCUGUUUUUUUUAAUACAGAUGUAAGGAAGGAGAAAAGGAACGAUUUGGGUCUCUUAUCCAGGGGAUAGUGACUCAGCUGGACAGACAACACGGCUGCAUUUGGAUUUCUGGAGACAGCACAGAACAGUGUUAUCCCCCUCCUGACCUGCAGGCCCUGCUGAAGCUUGCUCUGGUACCUCACACCGGCAAAAUGUCAGUUCAAGCUCUUGUAUCCUUUCAGACACAGCAUCUGUGGAGUGGGCUGCGCAUCUGUUUGUCGUCUAUUGUGCUCUCUCUUACCUCACUUCAGAAAAAUACUCCCGGUUAUGUAUUUCUUGACCUUUAUGUGUUACAGAUCAUGUACUUUGUCUUGGACAUUUCUAACUUCCUGCAGUGUAAAGAUGACCUCCUCAAAUCAUUCUGCAAAGCCUUCACUAUUCCCUUCAGUUUAUCCCAGCAGAUCCGGGCCUUCUGGAUGCUGGAUCAUGGACACGUCAAGGUACAUGACUGAGGAGCAAAAUUAAUUUGAUGCACUUGACAAGUGACCAAUUCAGUUUCUGAUUGAAGUCAUUAGAAGAACCUGAGUGCAGUUCUAGGGCCAGUUAACCAUCUUGUUGAUUACAUUAGGGUCCUUGUCUUAGCAGCCAUAAUGGUCUGCAGGUGACAGUAAUGGGCCGCUUGAGAGGAGCAUGUUAUUAAUGUGCUAGCGCUUCACUGUACCAGCCAUUAGCAAUGAAAUUACAGUGUCUCUUUAACAGUAUGACAGAGGAGAUGCUUUCAUGUAUAAUAGAUUUUUUUCAUGUACCUGUAGUUAAUUUCACUUAACAGCACCGAUGAGAGAUUGAAGAGUCUUUCCUCCCUUAGAUUUAAGAUGACAGAAUAUAUGGUGGCCGAGAACCGCCACUGCUGCAAAUAAAAAAAGAAUGCAAAAAAAAGAAGUCACAACAGAAGUUACUGAUACAAAAAAAAGAAAGAAACCAAAGCCUGCUGCAAAUAAAAACAGAAAUGGUGCAGAUGAAAAAAAAAGCCACAACAAAAGUUAACGAUGCAAAAAAAGUGUCGAUGGAAAAAAAGCCACAACGGAAGUGAGCUUGCGGGGACCAAUAAUGAUACUACACCCUUGUUUUGGCCUGAGUCGAUAUGAAGUUGAUCUGGAGGAUGCUGGUGUAGUGUUAGCUUCAGUUCAACUUCAUAUUGACUCAGGCGCUACAUGGCCUAACCAAAUGACACAUUAAAGAGCACAAGAAAUGAAAUUAAACAACAGCCUUUCCACUUACUUCCUUGCUUGUCUUCUCGCCAUUGCCUUCUGUGCCUGGAUCGUAAAACACCGGUGCAUUAUCAUUAUUGGUCCCCGACAGCUAACUUCCGUUGUGGCUUUUUUAUUUGCAUCCUUUUAUUUUCGCAGUGAGUAACUUUUUUUUUUUUUUUUUUUUUUGCAUCACCAAUUUUUUUUUUUUUGCGUUGUUAACUUCCGUUGUGGAUUUUUAAAAUUUGUAUCUUUUUUUUUAUUUAUUUAUUUAUUUUUAUUUUUUUUAUUUGCAGCAGGCUUCGGUUUCUUUUUUUUUUUGGAUCGGUAACUUCCAUUGUGGUUUCUUUUUUUUGCAUUCUUUUUUCUUUGCAGCAGUGGAAUCUGUAAUACCAGUCAAAAAAAAAAAAAAACUCUAUAAAGCAGAAUCAUAAUAUCAUAAUGGUGCAUGUUACCCAGGCUUCAAUGGAGCUGUUACUGAGCCCCAAGGCUGCUGUUCCUGGGUUCCUUUGGCAGCAUCGAUGCAUCAUCCACAGUCUACUUACAAAGAAGCAGCCUCAGCUAGCAUUACAGUACCUCCACUGGACCAGACCUCCGAUACAAAGUGUGGAUGAUGCUAAGCUCUGUGCAAAUGUCCUGCUUCAAAACAGGUAUGUGAGUGUCAAGAGUCAUGCUUGUUUUAUUCCAGAUUUCUUAGCUGGGAUUUAACUUGCUGUCUUUCUGUCUAGUUGUGUGUCUGAUGCUUGGGCUCUGCUGAAGAAAGGCUACACAGAAAAUGACAACAUACUAGUGUACUUCCUCCAGACUUGUGAUGGACUCGGUCUGUGUGCAGAGGCUUUGCAGUACAUCCCUGCUGGAUACAGUGUGAGUGAAUAUCUUAUGUUACAGCAAAGCAUGGGGACCUUAAGUAUGAGAUCUUGUAAUGACUUUUUUUUUUCCCUUUAAAUGUUUAUCAGGACUAUCACAAGGACUGUGCUACAGAGACAGAAGCUGCAGAGCCACCAAAGAGUAAGGCGAUUUACAUUAAAUGAACCCUGAAAUGAUAGAAUGACAGAACAAAAGGUAAAAAAAUUCACUUUAUGUCACCAAUCAGCAGGAAGACCACCCUGCCCACUGUCUGCUGAACUGUAUCAGGCUCAGAGAGUCAACACAGUGACACCAGAAGACCUGAUUCAGUUGGUCAGAAAGGCUGCGGUGGAAGUUAAAAAGCCAUAUCCAAGGAUAAAGUACAGAAAGUAGAAAAGACAGCUUGAUAUCAUUAUGUUUUCAGUACCACAAAAGACUCAGCUGUUAUCCUCUGUUCUUUGUUCAGUGAGGUGCUGUGGCCAGAGUACACAGAGAGGAAAUCAAACAGCAAAGAGACGAUUCUCUCAAACCAGGCUCCACAUCAUCUCACAUGCAGCCCUUCACCGAGUGAUGUGGUGGAAGAACCAGAGCAAACAGCGCACACAGAAGAACAGCAUAUCUAUGAUGUACUAAUCUAUACUCUCAAUGCUAAAAACAUUGUUGGUUGAACUGAAUACACCAAUGAGUAACUCCUCUCUACCUGCGUCUCUUCUCUCGGUAGCUACCUGAGUCAUCUCACCACUUGACCCCCGUGGAUGUGGGCUCUGAGUCUGUCUCCUCCAUUACCCCACCCUCCUCCCUGCCUCUGCUGAGCUGGGACCCUCUGUAUAUGUAUGAAAGCACACUGACCCUGCAGAGGAUUUCCUCUCUGCUUACUGAUGGAGAGAAACACAGUGAGGACGAGGAAGACGAAGAAAGAGACAACAGCACACCAACGUCUGUUGAGGCCUUACCAGAGUGCCCUGAGGUGAUUGUGACACUAGAUGGCGCCACAAAACCCGUUUAUCUUAGCUGCUUGGAUAAAAAAGCUUUGAAUGACAUGGUGUUUUCUGCUAAAGGUAAGCUUUGUUGUUAUUGUUUGCUAAAAGUUUCCUGAAAGAGGAAUUCAGAAGGUGAACUUCAACUCUUUUCUAGCAGGGGAUGAAGAUGUUACAACAGGCGCUCUCCCUCACAAGGAUUUUCUCAGCACUGAUUCAGUUUCAGAACCUUUGACGGAUAAAGCAUCUCCUUUAUAUAAGAGGUCAGAGGUCAUCUUAUUUCAAAAUAUACAGAUAUUCUCUUGUUUCAUUGAAUUUCUUUAAAAAUGGGUCCUUCCUCAUUUUCUCUACAGAAACGAUUGCAGCCAAUCAACGCCCAGUCUCUCAGAGCCAUGUGAGGGAGUUCACAUUUCCCCAUUACCUGACCAUGGUGUGUAGGUGCAACAGACUGAAUGAUCAAGCUGAACUGUGCUCUACCUGAUUUUUUAUUCACUGCAUGAACUUCUGUCUGCAGAGAAAGUGUCUUCACCUGAAGAUAUUGCUCUUGGACCUGCAGAUGUCACUGAUCGGUUAGACUGUGCAGACUCAACCAACCCCCAGGACCAAUCAGAUUUCAUGUCUUCUUUUGACUGUUUACCGAAAGAGCAAGUUCACAAGGUGCUCAAAUCUAGUCAGUCAGCACACACUACAUUUUUUCCCCACAUUGUUGAUGCAGCAGUCCAGGGCAAACCUGAAUUUAUAUUGUCUUCUUACAGGCACUCUUUUCAGUUAUUUCAUUAGUUGCAUCUGUGUUUGCAUAUUUGGCUAAAAGGUUUUAACACAAGCUGAUUAAACAGGGAGAAUAAAAAAGUAAAUACUUUUGCUCCACAAAUCAAUGACUUAUUUGUCACUCUGUUUUUUACUUUGAGGACAUUCAAGUUAAAUGUGCACCUUAUUAUUUUUAAACAUGGCCCUUAAAAUGAAUAGAAAUGUCUGCUGUAUGCUGAGUGUAACCGUAAUCAUUUUUCCUCGUGGGUGGUGUUUUCCACUGUGUGCACAGACUUCUUAUAAUCCCCAGCAAGAGGAAGCAGUGGGAUACUCCAACCAGGGCUGUGCCACAAUUGAAACCACUCAGGACCUGCUGACUGACCUUCAACAGAGUCUCCUGCCAGAGACGCCUGAAGUGAGGGGCUCAAAGGUCUCAGCUGGAAUGAAUCUGCAGGACAUCUCUGCUCAGAUCUCCUGUACCUCCCUGAACUUUGGGCCCACCACCUAUGAAAGUGCCCACAUAGCCCAAUUAAAGAUGGAUAAAUCCUGUGUCCAAGGCACCUCAACCAUGCACCAACGUGAAAACAUGGAUCAAGUUUCUACCAGCUUUUCACCUGCUGCAGAAGCAGAAACAGCAACCAAACCAGGUAAAAAUGAGAAAUAACUCUUAACCUUUUUGAGGGCUACAACCAUAUGGUAUAUAUUUGUAUGGAAAAGGAUUAAAUAUGUGUCUUUUUGCCUAAUUUGCAGUAACAGCUCCUAAAACAACUGUGUGUUAGCAACACGCUAAUUGGAAAGCCCAUUUGUGUCAUUGCUGUGAUGCUGCAUGAUUUUUGUUUGUAUUCCGGUUGGACAUAAUUUUAUGUCAGACGUGCUGCUGUUCACCGCGGGGUACAGGACACAGGUUCAUGUAGAAAUAGGAGGGGGGUCUUAGUUGCUAGGAGGGGGGGACUGGUGAGAAAGUGAACUGCCAGAGAUUGGUUCCUUUAACCUUGCAGCAGCAGUCAGUCACCCAUAAAACGACCCCCCACCCCCCCAACUCUGUGCUUUCUGUGGGAGGGGGAACUGUCUACCACCAUCUCUUUCCAUCUGCUGUGCUGUGCUGAUCACCACAGGGCCUCAGGGAUACACAGCCUAUUGCCCCACUCUCGCUGAUGCCCCAACUUUGUCAUUGGGACCAGGGUUAAAGACAUUACAGUGGCGAGAUGAUACAACGAUUAAAUGAACAGUGUCGCUUUUUUGGUUUAAAUUUCUCAUUUUUUUUGCACUUACUUAUGCAUGAUUUUGUUUUCUUCAUUCACAGAUAAUAGGACUUAUUCACUUGUUCUGAGCCAACCAUUUUCUCACAGCGUACUUAACUUUAUGGACUUCACGGCAAUGCAGAGAGAAGACAAAAGAGACGGCAAGCAGGUAAAUACAUCCCCACUUUGGUCAGAAGGGGUCACUGUUGUUCAAGGUAAUUUCUAGUUUGACAUCAUGUCUGAUGUGGAUGAUCUCAUUUCUGAUCCCUGAGGAUUUGGCUUCAUCACAACCCAGCAGGUGUCCUCUUUACUACCCUCCAUCCCUUUCUCCUCCUGUCCUUCAGCAUAAACACUCGUGCUUUCAAGACCUUCGCCUGUGAUGAUGUCAUUCUGCUAAUAUGGCAGCAGUGUUUCAGAGGAUGUGAAUCACUUCUGAGGAGUCAAAUAUGGAUGAAAUACAAAGAAAUUAGGCAUUUUCUUAUAAUCUAUGACUGAUGUAAUCUCUUUUAUAUUACAUAAUUUCACAUCGACCUGAACAUGACACUGCUAAACGCUGCUGUAAUGUUGCUCGGAUAUGACCAGGUAAUUGUUUUACUGAGCUCUCAUUGGAUAAUUGUUUCAUUGGGAUGCAGUCACCUAAUUAUUUUGUUCAGAACUGGGGACCAUAUGGAGCUUGGCAGGUGAAACAUAAUUAGGCCAUGCUAAUAUAUGAUGAUUACACAUUGACCCUUAACAGCCUCUACUGUACAAACCGUGUGUGUCUAUCACGGCUGAUCUAUUUUGGUGAUUGCGUUACAUUCAUAAGCUUGCAGAGAGAUUUUUAUAAUAGGAGUGCUGUUGGUGUUCUCUUAUCAUCCAUUCAGGAUCAGACAUAUUUAUCAAUAAGAAAGAGACGUGUGAAAUUCAGUAAAGAAAAACCUUUCAUAGAGUAAUAAGGCUGUCUUAUACCAAGUCCCUGAGAAGUUAAGAUGAAAUCCUGGUAUUGAAUAUAGUUCAAACUAUGAAUUUUGAAUCUCUAAUGGGUUCAUGCAUCACUGUUUAUGCUUAUUAUUGUGGCAUUAUAGUAAAUGAGAUAUUUGAAGAAGUGAAAACAAAGCCAUCAGUCAAACUGUAGAAACUCACAAAAGAUGUAUUUAAAAAGAUAUCACAUAAUGACAUUCAAUCAGCUUCGCAGUCUUUGUGAAAAUGCCAAUAUUAGCACAGACAGAGGCGGGAGUUGCCAUGUUUGUUGAUGUUGCCUGUUUAAAACAUGCAACAUUCAAGCAGAGAUGAAUGGCCUCUAUUAGAAGCAUUUAAUCAGUGCUCCUCGUCUCCUGCGCCCCCCUGGGGAAAGAUUAAUGGGUACAGGAUAUUUCAUCAGUCCUCUCCACAUCACUGGCCAGGAUAUGAGGCUGUAAUUGUGUCUGUUUGUGCCGUUGUUUUUGUUUUACAGGCAGACAAAGAGGAGGCCGCAGGUUGGAGCAGCUCGAGGAGGGGUUCGCAGGGGGUUAUAAGAAGAUUGAGGAAGGGAAAACGAGUGAAGAGGGCAUGAAGAUCCAACAUCAAUGA